AUUUUUUUCAAUUUUCCUCAGUGGGGUUUAAGGGGUUUUCCUUGUACAACUUGAAACGUCAGUUUUUGGGAGAUAUUUUCCUGCUUUGAGGGUGGGCAAACCUUUGGGAAAGAGAGAUACGAAGUACAGUUGUCAGAAGUGACGGAUCAUAUUUAUAUCUCGUGUUGUUUUUCAUAUUUUUUUGUUUUUCCAUUUUUUCGAAGUUUGUGGUGAAUUUCUCGGCGAGAAAAUUGGCAAAGGGAUUUCAAUCUCUUAAGGAAUUUUUGUUUCUGUGUGAGAUUUGGGAGACGGAGAAAGCAUUUUAGAUAGUAAUCAGAUUUAGGGAAAAGCCAGCAACCCGAAUUAAUUAAUCCGAUGAUUCAUGGAGUUCUGAGCUAUCCCUUUAGAAAUUCGUCACUCACGACGAUUUGAAUUUAAUCCAUUUGCCAAUCAAUAAAGAAAUUGAUGAGAGUGAAUUGAUUGAAUUUUUUGUACGUAAUUUUUACGGACAGUUUAAUUGCGAGUUUGAACGAUAAAUUCUGAAAUUGACUUUCGUAAAUCUGUGAUAUUGUAAAAAGUUCACCUCUGUCUUUUACACCUUGGUCAUACGUUGCAGUAAAAAAUCCUAGUGCCGGAAAAUGUUCUCCUGGUUGACCCGCGAGGGCAACGACAAGCAAGACAUCUUUGAUAAUGUCACUCAAGGCUUGAACCACAUCUACAAGACGAAACUCCUACCCUUAGAACAACAUUACCAGUUCCAUGACUUCCAUUCCCCUCAGCUGGACGACCCAGACUUCGAUGCAAAACCUAUGAUUCUCCUAGUGGGUCAAUAUUCCACUGGGAAAACGACAUUCAUAAAGUACCUCCUGGAGCGAGACUUUCCAGGUAUUAGAAUCGGACCUGAACCAACAACUGAUCGUUUCAUAGCAGUGAUGUACGAUCAGAAGGAGGGAGUAAUUCCAGGGAAUGCCCUCGUGGUGGAUCCCAGCAAGCAAUUUCGUCCGCUGGCUAAAUUCGGCAAUGCUUUUCUCAACAGACUCCAGUGCUCUAUGGUAGCAUCACCGGUGCUCAAGGGAAUAUCAAUCGUCGAUACCCCUGGAAUUUUAUCUGGUGAGAAGCAGAGAGUGGACAGAGGCUAUGAUUUUACUGGAGUACUUGAGUGGUUUGCUGAGAGAGUUGACCGGAUUAUUUUGUUAUUCGAUGCCCACAAGUUGGACAUUUCUGACGAAUUCAGACGCUCCAUCGAAGCUUUGAGAGGCCACGAUGAUAAAAUUCGAAUUGUCCUAAAUAAAGCGGAUAUGAUCGAUCAUCAGCAACUGAUGCGGGUUUAUGGAGCUCUCAUGUGGUCCUUGGGGAAGGUAUUGCAAACACCGGAGGUCGCUAGAGUCUACAUUGGCUCCUUCUGGGAUCAACCAUUGAGGUACGACGUUAAUAGGAGACUCUUUGAAGCUGAGGAGCAGGACCUAUUCAAGGAUAUGCAGUCAUUGCCGAAAAAUGCAACACUCAGGAAACUUAAUGAUUUGAUUAAGAGGGCUAGACUUGCCAAGGUUCAUGCUUAUAUAAUCAGUGCAUUGAGGAAAGACAUGCCUACGGUUUUUGGUAAAGAUGCCAAAAAGAAGGAGUUGAUUAAGAAUUUGGGACAGAUUUAUGAUCAGAUACAGAGGGAGCACCAGAUUUCUCCUGGAGAUUUUCCGGAUUUGAAGAAAAUGCAAGAGAAUUUAACUCAUCAUGAUUUUACGAAAUUCAAUCCCCUGAAACCAAGACUGUUAGAGGUAGUUGAUAAAAUGCUGGCUGAGGAUAUCGCUAAAUUGAUGGCUAUGAUUCCACAUGAAGAAAUUAGCAAUACGACUGAGCCGUUAAUUAGAGGAGGCGCUUUUGAAGGAGUUGAGGAUCAAAUCAGUCCAUUUGGAUACAAAAGGGGCGAGGGAAUCGAUGCUGGUGCUGGUGAACCUGAGUGGAUUGUCAAUAAAGAGCGUUACAAAUACGAUAACAUGUUCGAAAGUCUGGGACCAACUGAUGGAAAAAUUACUGGAGCAGCGGCUAAAUCUGAAAUGAUAAAGUCCAAACUCCCUAAUAGUGUUCUUGGAAAAAUCUGGAAGCUCGCUGAUUACGAUAAAGAUGGUUUUCUCGAUGCUGACGAAUUUUCCCUGGCGAUGCAUUUGAUAAACGUGAAACUUGAAGGCUACGAUUUACCCGAAGAACUCCCAGAACACCUAGUUCCACCAGUAAAGCGAGGAAUGUAUGCGUGAUAAAAUUAGGAAUCAUUGGAACCACAAGGAAAGAAAAAUAGAAAGUCAUAAAAGGCAAUGAAACCUCAA
Fopius arisanus is the source of this 2297-nucleotide messenger RNA. RefSeq names its product putative achaete scute target 1 (gene Past1). Gene Ontology annotation, molecular function: calcium ion binding; GTP binding; protein binding. The record is from RefSeq and is a predicted model, not a curated record. Gene Ontology annotation, cellular component: cytoplasm; plasma membrane. The transcript is spliced from 4 exons. Gene Ontology annotation, biological process: endocytosis; endosomal transport. The coding region runs from base 618 to 2228 and encodes 536 amino acids. NCBI's taxonomy places the organism in Eukaryota, Metazoa, Arthropoda, Insecta, Hymenoptera, Braconidae.